Molecule: messenger RNA, 1698 nt
Organism: Nothoprocta perdicaria
Lineage: Eukaryota; Metazoa; Chordata; Aves; Tinamiformes; Tinamidae
Product: la-related protein 7-like
Exons: 9
Molecular function (GO): RNA binding
Source: RefSeq, a predicted model, not a curated record
GAGUUGCUUCCUAAAAAUGUUAAUCACAGUUGGAUUGAGCGGGUGUUUGGCAAGUGUGGUAAUGUAGUUUAUGUCAGCAUACCCCGGUAUAAAACUAGUGGAGAUCCAAAAGGAUUUGCUUUUGUGGAAUUUGAAACUAAAGAGCAAGCAGAUAAAGCUAUUGAGUUUUUGAAUAAUCCACCGGAAGAGGCACCACGGAAACCUGGGAUUUUCCCUAAAACUGUAAAGAACAAGCCUGUUCCUACACUGAAUACAAGUAAUAGCACUGUAGUAGAGGAAAAGAAAAAGAAGAAAAAGAAGAAAUCCAAAGUCAAGAAAGAAAGCGGUGUACAGGCAGCUGUAGAAACAAAGCAAGCAAAUGUAAAUGCUACUGCAGAACAAGCACCAAAGUCAAAGAGACACAGGACUUGUUCUGAGUGUUCUGAAAUGGAGGCAACUGCGACCCCCAGGCAGCCCGCUAAGAGAGAAAAAAGAAAAUGGGGCAGAACAGAGAGCUCCGAGGCAUCUAUGGAAAGCAGGCCAAGGAAGAGAAAAAGAAGCAGCUCCGUGGAUGGUGAAGCAUCAAAGGCCAAAGUCAAGAAGACUGUUCAGAAGGAUGAAAUUCAUGAAGUUCACACUAUUAAAGAGGAAACAACAGAAGCUCAGAAAGAGCCCAAUGAAGUUUCAGCAGAAGAUGAUAAAGAGACUGAGAAGAAAGACACAUCCCUUUCAAAAUCUAAAAGGAAGCAUAAGAAAAAACACAAGGAAAGACACAAAAUGGGUGAAGAAGUCAUUCCGCUCAGAGUACUCUCCAAGACUGAGUGGAUGGAUUUGAAGCAAGAAUAUUUGGCCCUUCAAAAAGCCAGCAUGGCCUCCUUAAAGAAAACAAUGUCUCAAAUCAAACCUGAGUUGACGGGAGAAAUGGAAACAGACGCUAAGUCUCAGUCGAAAAACGGCAAAUCCUCCAGUGAAGACUCUGACCCUCCUGCCAAGAGUAACACAAUGGGCCCCCAGUUUGUGAGUGGAGUAAUUGUGAAGAUCAUUAGCAGCGAGCCCCUGCCGGGCAGGAAGCAGAUCAAGGAUGCUUUGUCCAUGAUGGCGGCUGUUGCUUAUGUUGACAUGCUGGAGGGAGAUACCGAAUGCCACGUCCGCUUUAGGACUCCCGAGGAUGCCCAGAUUGUUAUGAAAUCACACAGAGAAAAACAGAUUAAGAACCCCUGGAAGCUUGAAGUCCUCACUGGUGAUCAUGAGCAACGAUACUGGCAGAAGAUUCUGGUGGACAGACAGGCUAAACUGAACCAGCCGCGAGAAAAGAAGCGGGGUACUGAGAAGCUGAUUGCCAAAGCAGAAAGAAUAAGACUUGCGAAGACUCAAGAGGCAAGUAAACAUAUUCACUUCUCUGAAGAUAACUAACCAAGAGAAACUGCAAUUUUGAAAGUGAUUUAGGGGAAAAGAGUAAAAACAGUAACACUGGCUGCAGCAACUAAACCAUUUCUAACAAAAUAUCAAGAACUGGUUUGUUUGCUUCAUAAUUCUGCAGACUGCAAUUAUGAAUCCCACUUUUCAUUAGAUUGAAUGUUUACUGCCUCUGAGCCUUUAGGUAAAGCUUUGUUGGGGGGGAAAUGUAUUAAGAGAUCUUGCUUAAGUUUAACUUCUGAAUUUUUGUAUGUUGUCAUUUUCUACACUAGGUUAUAAAAUAAAAUGCUUGAGAAAUUUUCA